Messenger RNA from Triticum dicoccoides, 2627 nucleotides. RefSeq names its product mitogen-activated protein kinase 12-like. Bases 546 to 2282 code for a protein of 578 amino acids. Gene Ontology annotation, molecular function: MAP kinase activity; ATP binding. The transcript has 11 exons. The record is from RefSeq and is a predicted model, not a curated record. NCBI's taxonomy places the organism in Eukaryota, Viridiplantae, Streptophyta, Magnoliopsida, Poales, Poaceae. Gene Ontology annotation, biological process: protein phosphorylation.
CCUAGACGACAGUGGACUCCGGGGCUGCGUGUCUGGCUCGCCCAGAAAGACCACAGCUGUACCGGAAUUCCGGCACCACCACCCAUACGGCGCCCGCGAUCCUUCCCGGCAACGGCAAGCCGGUCAAUCCUCUUUCCCUCCUCCGAGUACGCGCCGCGCGGUUUGUUUGCCUUCGUCAACACACACCGUGUGUGAGCGAGCGUGUGCUGUGACAGCUUGUAUCUGUCACCCGCACGGCAAAAAAACGCAGAGCCGAGGGCCGAAAAAGGAGAGAAAAUUCCUUCCGCCCCGCCCCCAAAUCACGCCGGGCAGUAUAAGAGCAGACCCCGCCGUUUGCGCCCCGCAUCCAAUCCAUCCGUCCAUCCAUCCUCACCGCCGACGACACCGCCGGAGAUAGCGGCCGAGCACUCCAUCUCGAGCCAGUGAGUGGCGGCGGAAGGGGGAGGCGAGAAGAGUAGUAGUAGUAGGAGGAGGAGGAGCUGUGGGCUGUGGCUGGAGGAGGCGGCUAGCAGCUAGCCAAUGCCGCAGGGGUAGGGAGGGGAUACAUGGGAGGAGGGAACGGCAUCGUCGACGGCUUCCGCCGCUUGUUCCACCGCCGCACGCCCUCCGGCUCCGUGCUCGGCAGCUCCAACCAGUCUUCCGCCGGCGAGGACUCCUCCGACGUCGAGGCCGUCGAGGACCUGGAUCUCGUGGGCCUCCGCCCCAUCCGCGUCCCCAAGCGCAAGAUGCCGCUCCCCGUCGAGAGCCACAAGAAGAACAUAAUGGAGAAAGAAUUCUUCACAGAGUAUGGAGAGGCGAGCCAGUACCAAAUCCAAGAAGUUGUUGGCAAGGGGAGUUAUGGAGUAGUUGCUGCUGCAAUAGAUACCCGCACCGGCGAGCGGGUUGCGAUUAAGAAGAUCAAUGACGUGUUUGAGCACGUCUCGGAUGCCACACGCAUCCUCCGCGAGGUCAAGCUCCUUCGGCUGCUACGUCAUCCAGACGUGGUAGAGAUCAAGCACAUAAUGCUCCCCCCUUCUCGGAGGGAGUUCCAAGAUAUAUAUGUUGUUUUCGAGCUGAUGGAGUCAGAUCUCCAUCAGGUCAUCAGAGCGAAUGAUGACCUCACAGCUGAGCAUUACCAGUUUUUCCUUUACCAGCUUCUCCGCGCUCUCAAGUACAUCCAUGGGGCUAAUGUAUUUCAUCGCGAUCUGAAGCCCAAGAAUAUACUGGCCAACGCAGACUGCAAACUGAAAAUUUGUGACUUUGGACUUGCGCGUGUAUCAUUUAAUGAUGCUCCUUCAGCUAUAUUUUGGACGGAUUAUGUAGCAACAAGGUGGUACAGGGCCCCUGAAUUAUGUGGCUCCUUUUUCUCGAAAUACACUCCUGCUAUUGAUAUUUGGAGUAUUGGAUGCAUAUUUGCCGAGCUUCUCACUGGACGGCCACUCUUUCCUGGGAAGAAUGUCGUACACCAGUUAGAUAUAAUAACAGAUCUUCUUGGAACUCCAUCAUCAGAAACCUUAUCUCGGAUUCGAAAUGAGAAGGCCAGGAGGUACUUAAGUUGCAUGCGAAAAAAACACCCUGUACCCUUGACUCAGAAAUUUCCUAAUGCUGAUCCAUUGGCGGUUCGCCUACUGGGUCGUUUACUUGCAUUUGAUCCUAAAGACCGUCCUUCAGCUGAAGAGGCUUUAGCAGACCCAUAUUUUGCAUCUCUUGCCAAUGUGGAGCGCGAGCCUUCAAGGCAUCCAAUUUCGAAACUUGAGUUUGAGUUUGAGAGACGAAAGGUGACAAAAGAUGAUGUUAGGGAAUUGAUUUAUCGAGAGAUUUUGGAGUACCAUCCACAGAUGCUGGAGGAAUACAUGAAAGGUGGAGACCAGAUUAGCUUCCUCUAUCCAAGUGGUGUUGACCGCUUUAAACGGCAGUUUGCACACCUGGAGGAGCAUUACAGCAAAGGAGAACGAGGUUCCCCGCUGCAAAGAAAGCAUGCCUCUUUACCAAGGCAGAGAGUAGGUGCGUCGAACGACGGUAAUAAUGAACAGCAUAUUAGUGAUCAGGAGAUGAGUGCAGAGCCUGAUGCCCAUGGCGCAGUGAGCCCUCAAAAGUCACAGGAUGCACCCAGUGUUGGCCCGAAUGGUCUGAGCCCAACUAGCUUAAGCUCGCGGACCUACCUCAAGAGCGCGAGCAUUAGUGCUUCCAAGUGUGUCGUUGUCAACCCGAAUAAACAGCCAGAGUAUGACGAUGCAAUCUCUGAGGAAACGGAAGGGGCCGUCGAUGGACUAUCCGAGAAGGUCUCCAAGAUGCACGCCUAGUGCAGGGACGCCGAUGAAAGUCGAGCUCGGCGCCGCAUUUCUGUCAGGUACGCCGGAUGCUGAUAGCAUAGCAGUGCACUCCUAAGGAAGCAGAGCGCUGCAAGUUGGAGAUUGGUUUAGCCGAGUGCAUGUUCCUGCCAAGCAUCGUUGCUGUACCCAGGAGCUGGCCCUGUCUGUCUUUGAUGUAUUUUUACAUUCAAGCUCACAACGUAACACUGCGAUUUGCUCUCUGUCAUCUAUGCCGGAUUGUAACGAACAGAGCAAUGCAUCUAAACACUGUCCUGUUUGUGUCGAACAUUCUUAAUCUUAAUAUAUCAAGAAGCGUUACUGCUCCGCGUCUACUCA